This is a messenger RNA of Pelagomonas calceolata, 2138 nucleotides long. The record is from the annotation of a GenBank genome assembly. Lineage: Eukaryota; Pelagophyceae; Pelagomonadales; Pelagomonadaceae.
AUGGCUGCAAAGCCGCCCCCAGCACCGCCCGGCGAGAAGAAGAAGAAGCCGCCCCGCCCCGGCCCACCGCCUCCACCCCCACCAGUAGCCACGGCAGCUCUAGUGGCAAGAGUCGCGGCGGCCAAGGUCUUUGGAUUGUGGCCGUCGUCGGCGCUCGCCGGUUUGCAGCCGGUCUGGACGACGGAAGCUGGCAGAGGGAAGCUGACGCUGGACCUGUCCGCAUCGAAACGAGAUUUGCCCAAAGAACCCGAACAGCACGCGCAGUUAUUGGAUCUAGUGCAAGCGGAGAUCGACGCACUUGUGUCAAGUAACGCGCCCAUCACCGUCGCGGAAGCCACAAGAGCGGACACGGAAAAGGCGUUUGGGGACCCCAUCACGCCGUUGUACGACGGCGGCAAGCCGCCCAAAAAUUCAAAACCGGACGACGUCGUGCGGGUCGCGUCUUUGGCGGGCUUCGCCGUCGACGCGACGGCACUCCCCGUCGCUUCAAGUGCUUCCGGUCCCAUCCAACUCAUCGGCCGAACGUCGGACAACCCGAAGAAGAAGCCCGAGACCAUGGUCCUGCUCGCGGGGAAGAAAAAACAACUGUCGCUCAAGUUCUCUACUCAGUCAACGGAGGCGUCCGCGGCCGUGCCUUCUGGAAACAUGACACAAGCCGCCUCGGCGUCGCAACAGGCCCACCGCGCGCUGUCGUUGACGCCGCUCGUCGCGGCCCAGCCCAAAGUUGUACCAAGGUCCUCCGAGGCCGAGACCGAGGACGAGGGCGAGAUGGUCGUCGAUCCUUGGGCGGUAGAGGGCAAGAUCGACUAUUCUAAAUUAGUGGAGAAGUUCGGAAGUCAAUUACUCACACCAUCUUUACUAGAGAGACUCGGCGCACUAGCAGCGAAGAACGGCAUGAGAUUACAUCGGUUCUUUAGAAGAGGCAUCUUCUUCUCGCACCGCGACCUGGCCAAGAUCCUGGAUGCGGCGGAGAAUAGGAAGGGCUUGUACCUCUAUACGGGACGGGGGCCCUCAUCCGCGGCGAUGCACCUCGGGCACCUCGUCCCGUUCCUCAUGACGCAGUGGCUCCAGGCGGCGUUGGGAGUGCCUUUGGUCGUCCAGAUGACCGACGACGAGAAGUUUCUGUGGAAGGGCGAGUACGACGAGAAGAAGGGUGCCUACGACUUGGAUAGGUUCCGCUUACUCACGCGGGAAAACGCCAAGGACAUCAUCGCGUGCGGCUUCGACCUGGACAAGACGUUUAUCUUCAGCGAUUGCGACUACAUGGGCCACAUGUACCCGAACGUGUGCCGCAUCUGGAAGUCGAUCACGUAUAGUACGGCGCGGGCGGCCUUCGGCUUUGAAGGAAGUAGUAACGUGGGCCAGAGCGCGUUCCCGGCGAUCCAGGCGGCGCCGUCGUUUCCCUCGUCGUUCCGAAUCCCUCUGUCAAAGUGCGGGCCUCGACCGGAUGAUGCCUGUUGUUUGAUUCCCUGCGCCAUCGACCAGGACCCCUAUUUUAGAGUUACGCGCGACGUGGCGCACAAGAUCGCGCCGAAAAGUCAUCCGCUGCGCGGCAAGCCGGCCCUGGUUCAUUCCAAGUUCUUUCCUCCGCUCCAGGCUGUGUGGAAAUCAACCAGUGAGUUCGGCUAUCCUGAGAAGUAUUGCAGAGCCUCCGUGAACCUCCACGCCAUCGAGCUGCCGCAGUUACGGGGACGACGUCGCGUCGAUGGCGCGGGGCGUCCGAAAUUCGAUUUCCACACAGGCUCCAGGGCGCGCUGGGCAAGAUGUCGGCCUCGAACACGGACUCGGCCGUCUUCCUCACGGACUCGGACGACGAAAUUAGAAGGAAGAUCAUGACGCACGCCUUCAGCGGCGGCCGCGAGACGGCGAAGCUGCAGCGCGAGCUCGGGGCGGAUUUGGAGAUCGACGUCGCGUACCAGUGGCUGCGGUUCUUCCUGGAAGACGACGAGGAACUAGACGCGAUCGGCAAGAGCUACGGCAGCGGCCAGGGGCCGUACUGGAACACGGCGGCCGUAAAGGAGCGCCUCGUCGUCGAGCUGCAGAAGCUCGUGCGCGCGCACAAGGCCCGGCGGGACGUCCUGACGGAUUCCGACGUGGACGCCUGGAUGGCCGUGCGGGCGCUCGGGGCGCCUUAUUAG